This is a messenger RNA of Octopus sinensis (East Asian common octopus), 3274 nucleotides long. RefSeq lists its product as uncharacterized. The coding region runs from base 1 to 2166 and encodes 721 amino acids. Gene Ontology annotation, cellular component: plasma membrane. Gene Ontology annotation, biological process: proton transmembrane transport. The transcript is spliced from 14 exons. Lineage: Eukaryota; Metazoa; Mollusca; Cephalopoda; Octopoda; Octopodidae. The record is from RefSeq and is a predicted model, not a curated record. Gene Ontology annotation, molecular function: voltage-gated proton channel activity.
AUGUCAGAAACAUCCCAGGAGAAGCAUGUCUCAAAGAAAUCCAAGAGAUUAUACCGACAAGUGCUGCCCACAUCCUUAGAAAAACCCUCUCAAUUUAAAUCUAUGUGUUGUAUUACAUUAAGAUAUUUUGCUACUGCCCCUGCUGCCACUUUCUCUCCCGAAGCUUUCAGUCAUACUGCUACAUCUCUUAUCCUUCACUCACCCUAUCUGAAAACAUUCCGUCAAAAGUUAGCAGAGCUCCUACAAAGCAAUAAGGUGCAGUACACAAUUAUAUUUUUUGUGAUCAUUGAUGGUCUUAUAGUCAUUCUUGAACUGCUAAUUGACUUGGACAUCAUUAAACUUUCAGAUAAGCCACAUGGUCAUGUAGAAUCCCAUGAAGUGGAAUCACAUGGGAGUCCCCAUGACUCUCAAGACUCAACUACUCUCCUCUCUAUAUUAUCCAACGAAGAUGAUUUCAAUGAAGACCACCAAGUGGUGUAUCACAGAGGACAUCAUAAUCCAGCUCUGGUGAAAACACAUGGCCGACAUCAUAACUAUCACGAUGAACAUUCUAUGGUCACUCAAGCUAUUACAACUUUGAGUCAUAUCUUGCUAAAUAGUACGAGUGACUAUGAAGGGGAUGACAACAACAGCAUCUCUCAUGGAGAGGAUCAUGGUCAUGGAGGAGGGCACCAUGGCCAUUCCGACAAAGAAAUUGCAGAACAUACCCUCCAUUAUGCUAGCCUUGCUAUCCUGUGUAUCUUUCUUGUUGAGGUCAUAUGUAAAGUUAUAGCUGAAGGAACUCACCUAUUGAAGCAUAAAGCUGAAGUACUUGAUGCCAUCGUUGUUGUUGUGUCUUUUACACUGGAUAUUGUCUUCUCCUUUGUUGAUGUUGCCCAAGCAGCCAAAGACGCCGCUGGUUUGAUGGUUAUGUUAAGAUUAUGGCGCAUCACUCGAAUUAUCAAUGGUGUGAUCAUUUCAGUACAAAUGGAAGCAGAAAAGAAAAUUAAUAAAGUAGAAAAAUUAUUACAUGCUGCCGAGAACGAGAAUGAGUAUUUACGAGAAGAAAUUGCCAAAUUAAAGGAAGAAUUAGAAUCGGUUCGGAAAAAGCAGAAAAAGGACGAUGGCAAAUCACUUGAAAGUGUAUCCCAAAAGACGGAUGAUGAUUUAAUGGAUAUUCUUAUGGGCUGGGACAGCCCACACUUCUUAAACAGCAAUUCUGGAAAAACAGUUCUUACUCCUUCAACAGCUACAACAACAACAUUGUCAUCACCAACAACACAAACCUCUUUGAAAGAACAUAAAAGUACAGCCUCAAAUACACAGAACAGCAGUAAAUCAAUGUUUGUGGUCUUUGACGAUCUAAAUAAGUCUGAAACUGAUUCUAACACUGGCACUUCAAGAACCAAUGAGUGUUUGGGUCCCAAACCACCAGUGUUUGUUGUACCCACCCAAAUAAUUGAAGAUGGUAGCCCAAAACACUCAUGUAGUAACAGUAGUUCCCAGCCUGGGGAUCAUUCUCAACAAAAGCUUAAUUUUAAACCAUCUCUCCACGCACCAAUUCCAAAUACUACUGAAGAUGUGACUGCAGAUCCAUUUAAUUCUUUACCUGAAUCCACUAGAAGGAAACAAACGCCACUUUCCCCAGUUCAAAAUAUUUCUCCUUUGGAUAUCUCCGGAAGUAAACCCCCUUCAGAUGUUCCUAAGCAGCAGACUUUAGGAAAACCAUCUUCAAAAACAUCUUCUGUUGAUCCAUCUUCCAUUGACCAACAUAGGAAGCAAAGUACAUCAUCUACAAUGGCAACUGAACUAGAAUGCAAAGAUGGGAACUUAGACAAAGCAGAAAAUCUGCAAAAUGAAAUUCCUCCAGCAAUUAAAACCAGUCGAAGAAGUCCAACUGACAAAGAUGAAAUAACUGAACCAAAAUCACCCUAUCAAAUAAACUCUGCUUAUGUGGAAUCUCAAAAUAGACCAGCUGCAAUUAUUUUACCACCUAUUAAUGUAAAUUCCAGCAAAAAAAGUGGCCAAACAACCAACUACAUUGCCUUGAAAUCUCCUCGACAAAGAAGCCCUGUGGGUUCAGAAAAUAUAUUUUCUGGUGUUGAUAAUAAUGAACGCAGAAAAAGUUUCAUAGAAGAUAAAAUGUUUGAUUCGCCAACUCAGAAAGACCCUGGAGCUCCGAGAUAAUGUAUUACAUCAGAAAAUAUCAUUGAAAUAUUCAGAUAUCAUCUUUACUAAAAAUAACUUUUUUUAAGAAUUUUUAGUUUAGGAAAAUAACACAUCAGAUAAUUAAUAAGUGACAAUUUUGUAAAUAAGAUAUAUUUUUCUCUUAAGAAAUGAUGUACCUUUAUUGUUCUUCCAGAUAUGUUAAUUCAAAAAGGUACUUGAAAAAGGGUUUAAUCUUUACUAUGCCACCUACAGUACACAUGGUACGAUCAAAGUAUUUCUGUUUUUAUAAAUAUCAAUAUUGCAUCUAGAGAUAAAUAGGUGCUUUGUCAGUAAAAAAUGUACAAGAAUAUAAAGAAUACUUAAAUGAAUUUCAUACUGCAAGCAGUGGUUAUUUUGUGUCUCAUAAAAUGAAGUAGUAGAAAUGUCAGAUAAAAUUUUUUAUAGGAUAUAGUUAUAUCUCUGUUUCUGAGAUCAAAUUCCAACAGGAUUAACACACCACCACUGUUAAUUAAAUAAGUGCUAGUGUAGUCAUAACACUAGGUUAAUUAAAAAUCAACAAUACCCCACUAGUUUCCAAAACUACUUGUGACCUUGUGCUAAAAAUUAAGUUAAUUACAAUAAGAUGUGGUCUUGGAUCUAUGUAAGAAAUUAUUUUGGCAACAAUAAAAGACCUAUUUUAUACAUACAAAUAAGUCUAUAAUCAACCAAAUUAAUUAUUCUAACAAAUCAACAUGUUAAGGAGUAAAAUAAUUGCGCAAUAUUUAAAUGAUUGGUUAUUCCAAGAUUUGAUUGCUGUUUUGGUUAACAGCACAUAAGAUUUGAACUUAGCAUUGGAAACAGAAGAUUCUUUCAUCAAUAGUGCUUCUAUUUCUUACAAUAUCACACUGUAACCCCUGACAAUAUCCAUUUACAGCUAUUGAAGUUUGUUUCUAUCAAGAACAUAGCACAUUGCCAGUGCUGAGAAAUGAACUGUUGACCUCCCUAUCACCAGGCCAGAACCUUAAACACUUGGUCAGCUCCUUCAAUCAUAAAAUAACUAUAGGAAUACUAUUUUCUCCAAUUCAACACAAUUCUCCUUUGGAUAUCUCUGGAAGUUUCCUCCAGAUAUUCCUAGUAAACAGAUAUU